ACGUAACAUAUCUGUUGCCAAUAUUCACUGGGAAUUCUCCUGAAUCUGUACUUGUGUGAUUCACCAUUCCGCUCCCAUUAUCACUCGCUAUUUAUUCCACAACCAAUUAAUCUAAAACGUCAGAAGUCAUUACCCCACUUCAUAAAACAGCUGCAAGCAUGGACCACUGAUUUUCAUUUCGUUGGAGUAAUCUACAAUGGCUUGGACUAACUACCAGAAGCUCCUGGCCCUGUUGAUGGUUGUCACUGGGUCCUUCAACACUCUCUCAGUCAAAUACGCAGAUUAUCAAAUAGUUGCCGGCAAAGAUGGACAACCUAGGCACUUUAAUCAUCCAUUCAUGCAGUCUUCCUUCAUGUUCCUGGGGGAAAUGCUGUGCUUCUUGACGUUUAAGAUUGCUUACAUCUACUACAAAAGGAAAAAUGACGACUCGGUUGAGUCGAGUCCACUCACGAAAGGCAACAGGAACUUCAAUCCAUUCAUCCUCCUGAUCCCCGCAGCCUGCGAUAUGAUCGCAACCUCGAUAAUGUACGUGGGAUUGAAUCUGACAUACGCCAGCAGCUUCCAGAUGCUCAGAGGAUCAGUAAUCGUAUUCACUGGGUUCUUGUCGAUGGGUUUUUUGAAUAGAAAAUUAGGAGGAAGGGAAUGGACUGGUAUUGCAUUAGUUAUCACAGGAUUGGCACUCGUGGGAGUCAGCGAUCUCUUGAUGAAUGAUAAAAACUCCGGCAGCAUGAACUCCAUUCUCACUGGGGAUUUACUAAUUAUUUGUGCACAGGUGAUAACCUCAGUGCAAAUGGUGGUAGAGGAGAAAUUCGUGGCUGGACUGGACAUUCCACCUCUACAGGCUGUCGGUUGGGAGGGAAUUUUCGGUUUCAUUGGCAUUUGCCUGGCGAUGAUUCCUCUUAAUUACAUCCACGCGUAUCCCCCGUUUGCUGAUAACUCCCAGGGGACUUUGGAAGCGCCCAUCGAUGCUUUCAUACAGAUAGGGAACAGUGGGAGAUUGCUCAUGGCUAUUAUUGGUAUCACUUUAAGUAUUGCAUUUUUCAAUUUUGCUGGAAUCAGCGUGACGAAAGAGAUGAGUGCAACAACGAGAAUGAUACUUGAUAGUGUGAGGACUAUCGUCAUUUGGGGAUUCUCUCUCAUAUUUCAGUGGCAAGCGUUUCAUUAUCUUCAGUUGAUUGGCUUCACAGUUCUCCUGAUAGGAAUGGGCUCUUACAAUAAUGUGGUGGUUCCCCAGCUGUGUAUGUAG
Molecule: messenger RNA, 1246 nt
Organism: Fopius arisanus
Lineage: Eukaryota; Metazoa; Arthropoda; Insecta; Hymenoptera; Braconidae
Gene: Tango9
Product: transport and golgi organization 9
Exons: 8
Coding region: 197-1246 (349 amino acids)
Biological process (GO): pyrimidine nucleotide-sugar transmembrane transport
Cellular component (GO): Golgi membrane; intracellular membrane-bounded organelle
Molecular function (GO): pyrimidine nucleotide-sugar transmembrane transporter activity
Source: RefSeq, a predicted model, not a curated record